This is a messenger RNA of Exophiala dermatitidis NIH/UT8656, 2268 nucleotides long. Its product is annotated as mitogen-activated protein kinase kinase kinase. The transcript has a single exon. NCBI's taxonomy places the organism in Eukaryota, Fungi, Ascomycota, Eurotiomycetes, Chaetothyriales, Herpotrichiellaceae. Gene Ontology annotation, molecular function: DNA-binding transcription factor activity, RNA polymerase II-specific; zinc ion binding; DNA binding. Bases 1 to 2268 code for a protein of 755 amino acids. Gene Ontology annotation, biological process: DNA-templated transcription; regulation of DNA-templated transcription. The record is from RefSeq and is a predicted model, not a curated record.
AUGGAAGCCUCGCAUUCGCAGCCGCCCGAAGAUUCCACAGCACCCAGCGUUGACCGUCCCACGCACGAUGGCAGCACUGGGGCGCAUCCUCCGUCGAACCCGUCGGUCCCACGACUGAACCCGCGAAGCUGCGUCACAUGUCGCCGAAGGAAGGUCAGAUGUAACAAACAAAACCCAUGUGCAAAUUGCGUAAGAGCUGGGAUUGAGUGUGUCUUUCCCGGCCCUGGCAGAGCCCCCAGAAAAUCCAGAAAGCCUCCUGAUUCAGAGCUCCUGGCUCGAUUACAGCGCUUGGAAGGCGUGGUCCGCAGUUUGGGAGCCAAUGUCGACGAAAACGGGCUCGUCUCGGCCACGUUGGCAGGCUCUUCGGAUCUGCGAGCGCGGUUUGGCGACGGGUCUCAGCCUGGAGACUCUCCGACGUCCGACCGUUCAGAUCCAGGCCGGCAGUCAGUUGACAAACAGCUGGGCCGGCUGGUCAUCAGCGAUGAUCGCAGUCGAUACCUCAGCAAUUCCUUUUGGACCAGCAUGAACGCCGAGAUCGCGGAAAUGCGAGAUUUGCUCGACUCUUCGAGUUCUGGUGACGACGGCGAAAGCUUCUUUUUGCAGAACAACCGUGUGCUGAACCACCAGACAUUCCUCUUCGGCUAUUCGGCAGCAAUGGUUGACCUGCACGAGCUACAUCCCACCCCGAGCCAGACGUUCAUUCUCUGGGAGAUUUUUAAGGAGAACGUUGAUCCAGUGGUCCGAAUCGUCCACCGACCGACCGCAAGGACAAUGUUGAUGAAUGCUGCCACCCACCUUGGGAGUCUCUCCAAGCCUGCCGAAGCAUUACUGUUCUCGAUCUACUUUGGAGCUGUGGUCAGUCUCAGUGAUGAACAGUGCCGGCAACUGCUCGACGAGGACAAAGAUACUCUGAUCAAAAAGUACCGCUUUGCCACCGAACAGGCAUUGGCUCGCGCCGACUUUCUAAACAGCUCCAGUCUUAUGUGUUUACAAGCGUUCGCCUUUUUCCUUUUGUUCGUACGGUCCUGUGACGACUCACGAACCGUGUGGUCUCUAGGAGGUUUGGCAAUUCGUCUGGCCCACGGCCUCGGAAUCCACCGUGACGGAUCGCAUUUCGGAUUGAAUCCCUUCGACAUAGAAAUGAGACGGCGGUUAUGGUGGAAUCUCUCCGUCUUGGACAACCGCUCGGCCGAGGAUCAUGGAACUGACCCCACAUUCACCGAACAUUUCUACGAUACCAAGCUGCCACGGAAUUACAACGACGAGGACAUUCAUCCAGGAAUGAAGCAGUACCCGCCAGAGAGACAGGGCGCGACAGAGAUGACCUUUUCCUUGAUCCGUUUCGAGCUCAGCAUUUUUUUCCGUCGUCUUAUGGGCUUCGCAAAAGCCGAGGUUGUGCCAGGCUCGGACGAGUGGACGAUGGAGGAAAAAGAUAAAAUGAUCGACGACUGUCACCGCAUGCUGGAAGAGAAGUACCUGCGACACUGCGACUUGGAAAUGCCCAUCUACUAUGUUGCUGUUACCGUCACCCGGCUAAUCCUGGCAAAGAUGUGGCUUAUGGUCCACCAACCUCGCUCGUUCAACUGCACAAGUGGCGCUACCCUGUUGGAAAAUUCCUGCCGGGAUCGGAUUUUCAUCACCUCUGUGGAAGUAAUGGAAUUUUUCCACGUUCUGUGCAGCAACCCGAACACCGCAAAGUGGGCGUGGCUAUUUCGCUCCUACAUGCAGUGGCAGUCGAUGGCCUUCGCGUUGUCCGAGAUUUGCCUUCGACCUCCCGGGCCGGACGUUGAAAGGGCCUGGCAAGCCAUUGAAUCGAUUUACCACGAGCAUCUGCCGACAAACAACAGGCUACAAAGGGCUGUCCGAUGGAAACCCCUGCGGCAACUGAUGGCAAGAGCUCGGGAGAAGAGAGCAGCGCAGCAGACACAGGGAGCUCAGCCUGCUAACGGUGUCCGACUCUUUUCCGAUAUCGCGCCCGUUACUUCUCUGGACCAGUUCAUCCAAGAACUCCCCGAUAACUUUAUGUCUACUACAAUGAGAGCGUUCGGCCUCGAUUCCCCAACUACACACCCUAACCCUGCGCUAGAACACUCGGAGCAAGGCGAGAGCGGCACGGCUGGUCGAGACAUGUCGACAGACGGUUCUCACGAUGCCAUUGAUGCAUGGGUGGGGCCGGAUAGCAGGAUGCUAGGCUUGGAGUCUAGCGACGUGGCUGGGAUCGAACCAACACUCCAGUUCUUGAUGAGGAUUCAGGAAGACUGGUUUUGA